Psammomys obesus (fat sand rat) is the source of this 1449-nucleotide messenger RNA. Its product is annotated as collagen alpha-1(I) chain-like. The transcript is spliced from 5 exons. The record is from RefSeq and is a predicted model, not a curated record. NCBI's taxonomy places the organism in Eukaryota, Metazoa, Chordata, Mammalia, Rodentia, Muridae. The coding region runs from base 1 to 1449 and encodes 482 amino acids.
AUGGUGAGGGUCCCCGCCGCAGCGCCCGGGGGCCGGGCCGCCAGGAGCUCCGCAGCAGGGCUCGGCUUCUGGAAGACCAAGGAGCAUGGCGUUAAUCCCGACUGUGCCCAGAGUGGCAGUCCCGGAGCGCAGACCUUGCUAGGGCAGCCGGGCUGCUGGGCAGCCGGGCUGCUGGGCCGCGGGGCUGCUAGGCUGCGGGGCGGGGCUGCAGGCUGCUUCCACACCUGGCCACCUCCACGUUCACACAGCACUCCCGGGACAGGUCCCUGCCCUUCCCCUCCCACACCUCCAGAAACUUCAAACAGAGAUCAUUCACCUAACCGAGAUCCUGGACCAGACGGUGGUAACCCCUGCGUCUAUAGGUUAAAGCCUCCCGGUGGGAAUAAGGGCCGGGGCAGUCCGCAGCCAUCCUGGCUGGCCGGGACCCGCACACCUUUGGGACUGCGCCGGCCAGGCUCCCGGACAGCCCCGGGCUCCCCGCUGGAGUCGGGGCGCCGCCGCGGGGGCCUCGGCGUGCCAAGUGCGGGCACCCGGAGCAGGAGCGAGGCCGCGUGGCGGCGGAGCAGCCGCGACCCUGCCGCGCGAUCCGGCCCGUGCCCACCCGCCAGCCCUGGGCCCCCAAACCUCCUGCCCCGGUGGCUCGGUCUACGCUGCUCCCGCGGCGCUGCCAGCGCCCGCUCAACACACGCACCCUGCCUCUGGGAUGCGCAGCGCCCACCCACGCCAACGCCCCCCGCCCCGCCCUCCCGUCACCGCAGCGGCCGCCACACGCGACAUUCGGGACAAGCCACAGCGCCCAAGCCACCGCCGCCAGGCAGGAUUCACGUGGAGAGUGAAGUCAGACCUCCGGUGGCCGCUGCGCCGCGCCCCAGGGCUGACAGGACAUCUCGGCGCGGACUGCGCAGCGGCAGGAGGCUGGCACGCGUCCCGGAGCCCGGGACCAUCGCGGCGGGCGUGGGGCGCGGGGCGGCCGAGACCCGCGGCCCCCGACUGUCCCAGGGCUCCCGUGAGAGCCUGGACCAACACCCGGGCGCGUGCCCCAGGAGACCUCAGGCGGAGGGGGGAGGGGAGGGCAGAGCCAGGACUGGCGGGGAGCAGGGAGGCCGCAGCCCGGGCCGGGCCGGGGCUCGCGGGGGCGGAGGACGAUACCUGUGGCCGCGGAGGCCGCCGCGGGCGGCUGGCUGUCCCGCCCCGGGGCUAGGCGCGCUCCCAUCCCCGCCGCAUGUUCCCGGCGCAGGCUCCGACGCGCUCCCCGCCGCCGCCGCCGCGGUCUCGCCUUUAUUUACCCGGACGGGCGCGCGCCGCCCGGGAACCGGAAUAGCGGGGCCUUCUCAUGUUUCCCGCCUGCCCGACCCAGCCCGCGAACAUCCCGCGGGCGCGCUAUCCAUGUUCCCGGGCGGCGGCAGAGGAAGCGAGCGCGCCCGCCCGGGCCGCCCGAGCUGCAGUUAA